Mercenaria mercenaria is the source of this 1465-nucleotide messenger RNA. RefSeq lists its product as uncharacterized. The record is from RefSeq and is a predicted model, not a curated record. The coding region runs from base 64 to 1311 and encodes 415 amino acids. The transcript is spliced from 3 exons. Lineage: Eukaryota; Metazoa; Mollusca; Bivalvia; Venerida; Veneridae.
CAGUGUAAACAAAAGAUUUGCAGUUUCCAAUUAGUUUCAUUACUUUUCCCGAUUCUUUUCAGAAUGGCGGAUAAAUACUAUCGUUUGAUCAGUUUGAUUGUAAACAUCUGUCCUCUGCCUCUCCGAGAACUGUUUCACUUCUGUGCAAAAAAUGAUCCCCUGUUUACUGCACCAUAUUCGGCACAUGAUUAUGUGAUGUUUCGACAAAGUGAUAUUACGACAGCACGGAAUAUUACACCAGACCAAUACGAAAAAAUAUAUCCCAGAAAUGGUCAAACAGACAUAUCAAACUGGGAUAUAAUGCUACUAGCAACGACUCUAAAGCUGCUGUUUUUGAAACAGAUUUCACAAAUAUCGCACACAAUUUUUACCAACAUUGACAUCAUAAGAGAAGUUCGAAAUAAAAUACAACACACAGCAUCGGCGUCUAGCGUAUCUGAUGCAGACUUCAGUGAACAUUGGAAUGAUUUAAAAGUGGCUAUCCUUGCUUUGGCGAACGACAUUAAGGGAUUGACAUACAAGGAAGACAUACGGAAAGAAAUUGACAAAGCAAAGUCAAGUAACAUGCCAGACCUCGGAAAUGUGCUUUGUAGAUGGUAUGAAGAAAAAUCAUUAUCUCUAGAGAAUAAAAUACAAGAGCUACAGACAAGAAUUAAUGAACAGCGAGAAAAAUAUGAGAAGGAACUGAAUGAUUUAAAGAGAACAUUACAAGAUGUUUCAGAAAACGCUAGAAGUACAAAUACAUUGCUUUACAAAGGAUCGCGAAAGAAUACAAACUAUUCUCGUAAAAGCUGUAAACGUUUCAAAACAGUGGACAACCAACAGGAUGUAAUGCAACGCAAAUUUUCUGAAACUAUCAGGCAUCGACUGCCCGUUGAUCCUAUUUCUUUCUCGGAAUUGCCUGACAUUACCAAGAAACUCUGCGAAGACCAUUUCGUAGUGGUAUGUGGUACAAGAAAUAGUUCAUACCUCAAAGCCGCAUUGACAGCAAUUGAAGGGAUGGGAUAUGCGAAAUACAGAUGUUUCGAGUUAAACGAGGCGUCAGACUGGUGGCGUGUUACAUUUGAAGAAGCUGAUUGUAUAGUCGUGGUAAAUCCUUUCGGAAAGAUGUUUUUUGACCAGAACAAAGCAUCAGCGAUGUCAGAUGUAUUUGACAGCAUGCUUAGUGCGACAAGAGAUGAAGAACUCCACGAUAUUGUUAUCAUAACAGAAAAGGCGUUAUUAUACAAGUGUAAAAAAUACUUCCCCCAUGAUCUAUUGGAGGCGGAGAUUACAAUUAUACCGGAAAGUGAAAGUACUCAAGGUACGUGAAAAUGUAUUCCUGUACGAAAAUAGGAACUGUUUUACAGUUGUAAAACAUCUGUAAAAGACCUGUAUUUUGAAAUUACAGCUGUAAAAGACCUGUAACUUGAAAAUGACUAGAUAUACAGUUGAAAUUUACAGGUUCUCAAAAAUACAGCUGUAU